AUGGUGGAGGCGCACUCAAGGCAGCGCUCCAGGCACCUGUCGCGCGGGGAAAUGGAAGAGCUGGCUGAGCAACUUGUGAAGCUGGGGUCGGGCCCUGGCAACGGGAGACUGACGUUCAUGGAGCGCCUCGCGAGUCGGCUGGAACAGAAGAAGAUAUCCAUCCCCAGCGUCACUGUUGAAGUGCGGAAUCUUUCGGUCGAGGCUGACGCUGUGGUCGGCUCUCAAGCCAUCCCCUCUCUGACCAACGCUGCAUUGCAGGCCGUGACGGGAAUGUUCAGCAAGCUGACUUGUGCACCAUCCGAGAAAAAGCAGAUGCACAUAUUGAAGGGCAUCAGCGGUGUGUUUAAGCCAGGUCGCAUGUCAUUGGUUCUUGGGGCUCCUGGGUCUGGAAAAAGCGUGCUGUUGAAAGCAUUGGCAGGAAGGCUGAAGGCUCAAAACAGUUUAAAGGUCUCUGGCAGCAUUCGGUACAAUGGCGCACAGCAAAACGAGUUCAUAAUUGAAAGGACAACAGCACAUGUCGAGCAAUUGGACAACCACUUGGGGACCAUGUCUGUCCAUGAAACCCUGACCUUCGCCCACAGGUGUCAGGUGGGCUAUGAAGGUCCAGACUGGAAUCUGAGCAAAGAGUUCAACCAGGCAGCUGCUCCUUUGAAUGGACAGCGUCAUGCAGAGGCUGGAGCAAAUGAGCAGGAAUUGGAUGAUAUUGAACAUGGUGAGACUGCGAAUCUCUGCCCAGGCACUGCAUCAGCAUCACUUCCAGCAGCUGCAGACCUGCCUGAUGACGAAUUCGAUGCCUUUAUACAGAAGAUUUGGGGCACUGCUGUAAAGGUGGAGGCGAUCAUCAAAUUUCUAGGUUUGGAGCGUUGCAAGGACACGAUGGUUGGUGACAGCAUGACAAGAGGCAUCAGUGGAGGAGAGAAGAAGAGGCUCACAAGUGCUGAGAUGCUUGUGGGUCCCAAGACCGUUCUUUUGAUGGAUGACAUUUCCACAGGACUGGAUUCGGCCACCUUGUUCUCUGUCAUCAAGUGGCUGCGGCAAGCAACACACUCACUGAGGCUGACAACAAUUAUCACCCUUUUGCAGCCUCCUCCUGAGACGUUUAUGCAAUUCGAUGACAUCUUGAUGCUUGCAGAAGGGCAUUCUGUUUUCCAUGGGCCUGUGUCCCAGGCAGUUCCUUUCUUCACAUCGCUUGGAUUCCAAUGCCCAGUGCGCAAGGACUCUGGAUCUUUCUUGCAAGAAGUGACCACCCCAAUCGGGCAGCGACAGUAUGCAGGAGAUGACCUCAAGAGGUCAAAGGGAAUCGCACUGGAUGCUCCUCCACCUGAAGCUGACGAUCCUCUCAAUGCACCAAAAGAGCUCCUGAUUUCUUUGGAGGAGAUAGGUGAUGCGUAUUGGAAUACAUCGGAAGCAGGCCAAGUCAUGAAAGCGUCACUGGACCAGCCCUUCGCAAGGGAGGAAAGUCACCCGAAGGCACUGGUGAACAAGAAAUAUGCGAUGUCGCCAUUGCAGGCAAUUUGGACACUUACCCUCCGCCAAAUGAUGAUCACUGCCAGGGACAAAAUUCUGGCAAGGGGCAGAAUGGCACAGGUUGUUAUUGUUGGCCUCCUUAUCGGGUCCCUGUAUUGGGACCUGGAAAGGAGCCCACGAGGAGCUCUGCCAUUCUUUGGUGUGAUGUUCAUCAUGAUGUUAUUCAUGUCCUUGGGAGCGCUUCCACAGCUCUUCAUUGUGCUUCAAAAUAAGCCAGUGUUCUUCAAGCACCAGGAGAACUUCUUCUAUUCCUCUGUGAGCUAUGUGUAUUCCAUAGCGAUCACCCAGAUUCCGUUCUCUUUCAUGGAAGCCACAGUCUUCUCGCUGAUCACAUAUUUCAUGGUGGGACUGAGCACAGAUUCGGCCAAGUACUUCUUCAUGUUCUGGCUGAUUCUGUUCCUGUCAAACAUCACGGCAACAUCGGUUUUCCGUCUCGUUGCCUGUGCAUUUCCAAAUGCAGUGAUCGCCUUUGCAGUGGCUGGCACAACCCUACUGAUGCUGAUGGCCACUGCAGGCUUCACAAUCACACGCCAGUCUAUUCCUGGAUGGUGGAUAUGGGCAUAUUGGAUCAGCCCAUUCGCCUAUGGAUACAGAGCCCUUGCAAUCAACGAAAUGACAUCGCCAUCAUGGGGGGAUUUUGGCACACAAGCCCUGGACAUACUGGAGUUCCACACAGACCGGAAAUGGAUCUGGAUCGGUGCCGUGUACCUGAUUGCAGCGUUCUUUGUUUGCACCACCCUUUCGGCUAUUGCUUUGCACUACAGAAGGGAAGUAAAGAAGCACGCUGUCAUAAUCGACAAGGAUGCUGUGGAACAUGCGAGGAAAUUGGCAUGGGAUCGCAGACAGCGAAUGAAAAAGCGGAUUGAACAAGAGGGUAUUGAGCUGAUGGUAGAUGCAGAGAAAGGCACAGCAGGUGGCAUGCAGGAAUACAGCGUUUCCCGUGCGCUGCCUUUUGAGCCCAUUACAAUAGUAUACAAGAACAUCAGAUACUUUGUGGAUGUCCCAAAGCAGCUCAAGAAUGAUAAACGAGUUGUGGGAGGGAAACUGCAACUGCUGCAGGGGAUCACAGGUUAUGCACGUCCUGGUUCGUUGGAUGCAUUGAUGGGCGGCACAGGUGCAGGAAAGACGACAUUAAUGGAUGUUUUGGCAGGCCGCAAGACUACAGGCGUAAUCGAGGGGGAACUGCUUGUAAAUGGAUACCCAAAGGAGCAAAAGACUUGGAGCAGGGUGGUUGGAUAUGUGGAGCAGACAGAUUCCCACUCACCCGCAGUAACUGUUCGUGAAGCUCUGGAAUUCUCAGCCAGGUUGCGUUUGGAUACCUCUGUAACGUACGACAAGGCGAUGGCUGUUGUUGACGAGGUGCUGUCUAUCGUGGAUCUCACUGACAUUCAGCACUCCAUAGUUGGAGUGAAGGGAUUGUAUGGACUUUCCUAUGAGCAGAGGAAAAGACUCAGCAUUGCUGUGGAGCUUGUUGCAAACCCCAGUGUUGUUUUCAUGGAUGAACCUACAACAGGGCUGGAUGCACGUGCUGCGUCUACUGUCAUCCGAGCAGUGAAAAAUGUGGCCCUGAAUGGUCGGACAGUCAUCGUCACCAUUCACCAACCUUCAAUCGACAUAUUUGAGACUUUCGACAAUCUGAUGCUCAUACAAAUGGGGGGAAGCGUCAUAUACUUCGGGCCAUUGGGACAUGAAAGCACCCAGCUGAUUCAGUACUUGCAGAGCAUACCCCACGUUCCCAAGCUGCAACCUGGAUACAAUCCGUCAACCUGGAUGCUUGAGUGCACUGGUGGCGCCAUGACGACAAUGGUGGAUGCAGUUGAUGAAGACUUUACUGCGGCAUACCAGGACAGUGAACUGUUCAAGAUCAAUGCUGCUGAGGCAGAGCGUUUGUGCACCUCACUGAAGGAGCGCUGCUCCCCCCUCAAGUUGUCAACCGUUUUCGCUGUUCCUCCCAGCCUCCAGGCGAAGGUCCUUUUGCACAAGUUCUUUGUGUCCUACUGGCGCUCUCCAGCAUAUAAUCUUGUACGCAUGAUUAUGACCGCCGUCGUAGCACUGGUGUUUGGGUCGCUGUAUUAUGGGGAGGGCGACAUUCCCCGUGACUCAGAUGGAACAACUGAAGUUGCGAACGUGCAGAACAUCAUGGGUGUCCUGUUCGUUGCAAUGUCGUUCAUGGGAAUGACCAACCUGAUCACGGUUCUGCCUGUUGUGGCGGCUGAGCGAGAGGUCUACUAUAAGGAGCGAGCAGCAUCGAUGUACCAGGCUGCUCCCUACGCUUUGGCGUCCGGAUUGGUGGAGUUGCCUUAUCUCGCAGCUCAGGCGUUGGUGUUCACCCCCAUUGUGUACUUCAUGAUACAAUUCGAAGUCAGCUUUGAGAAGAUCGUGUUCUUCUUCAUCAUGUUUCUGGAAAGCCUGUCCCUGUACACGUUCUAUGGCCAAAUGCUAGUGUACCUCACGCCAGUGCCAGAGAUUGCGCAAGUCCUUGGAGCAUUCUCGCACUUCGUUUGGACCUUGUUCAAUGGCUUCCUGAUUGCGGAAUCCGAGAUGCCACGAGGCUGGAGGUGGAUGAAUACGAUUGUUCCCACGACGUACAUCGUACAUGGGCUGACUGCCAGCGAGCUGGGUGACAACAAUGCCCAACUGUCCACCUUUGCAGGAAAUCUGACCGUGUCGCAGUUCAUCAAGGACAGGUUCGACUUCGACCACAGUUUUCGGUGGUGGUGUGUGGGAAUUAUGUUCCUGUUCAUUGUGGUAGUGCGGGUGUUGACAGUGGUGGCUGUAACCUCUCUGAACUAUCAACGGCGCUGA
Ostreobium quekettii is the source of this 4332-nucleotide messenger RNA. The record is from the annotation of a GenBank genome assembly. Lineage: Eukaryota; Viridiplantae; Chlorophyta; Ulvophyceae; Bryopsidales; Ostreobiaceae.